UGAAAACUGAAAAAUCAAUACAAGAGAAAACCAGCCGAGUUUCCCACCGUUGACAUUGGCGUUUGUGGCAUUUAAGCCAAUAAAAACAAAACAAAAUUUUCAGUUUUCCAUACAACAAAACAUAUUUAUGCGGGCAAUAAAUAAAUAAUUCACUUGAAAAUGUUUCAUCCACCAAGUUUAAACUAAAUGGCUAGCUCGGCUCCGGCCAUUUCCAAAGAAGAUGCUUCCAAAGGACCUGAAUGGGUACUGGCUAGACAAGGGAUAAAGUUGUUAAUUAACAACGAGCAUGCUGAAGCUGAAGCUUUUUUUCUAAAGCAUCCUGAUAGUUUGCUAAUGUAUGCAGGAUAUUCUUAUGUUUUAUUUAUGGAUGCCCUAAUGAGUUUUGAAGAAGAAAAACUCUCGAAAGCAAUAUUAGUAUUAAAAGAAGUAGAAAAACGUUGUACUACACAAACUGGCUGGUUAAAAUCAAUUUCACAAAAAGUUUUCAGAUCUACUACUACUGAUGUUGAUGAUCCACGGGCACGAAGCUUAGCUGAAGAAUUAGAAACUCAAAUAAUUUUAGCAGAUUCACAAGUCUGCUUAGCAAUAUUAACUUUUCUCCAACAAGACUUGUCAGGGUAUUUCAAAGGAGGAUGGGUGUUGCGGAAAGCCUGGAAAGUUUACCAGAAGACCUACAAAGAAAUACUAACUUUGUACAAAGACAAAAUCGGUGAACUCCAAUUACCCGAUCCUAUCGUUACUCCUCAAUCUCCGUCCUCGGCAUUUAACGGUACAAAUUCUGAUUCUGACGAUGAAGCAGAUUGGGACGUUCCUGAACCAGUAUUUAACGGGUACUCAUCUAAAAAAAUGUCCCACUCGCGUUCACUUAAUUUUACUCAAAAUGACAAUCUUGCCGAAUCCAUUACUGCUCAGAAAUCUAUAAAUAAUAAUACCAAAAAGCUGCGCAGACCGAACAGUUUGUCUUUGAAAAAAUCAAUUUCAAUUACUGAGGCUUUGAGUGGAAGAGGAAAUCGUAGCACAAUGGGUUCUGCAAGGUUUAGUAUUUCUAAUUUCACCGAUACACUUUCUUUGACUAACUUGACGUCAUCGUUGAGAGAGAUUUUUCCUGGACAAUCUUACACGGGAACUCAAGAAAUUUGCAAAAAGUCAAUUAUGAGGCUUAUGGGUGCAGUUUCGUUUGGCUAUGGACUUUUCCAGCUAGGAAUAUCGCUGUUGCCUCCUACUUACACGAGAAUAAUAAGCCUUUUGGGGUUUACUGCAAACCGGCAAAACGGAGUUGCUUGUUUGAUGUACGCUCGAUUAGGGGUUGAUAUGCGUGCACCUCUAGCAAGUCUAGCCUUAUUAUGGUAUCACACAAUAGUACGUCCGUUUUACGCAAUCGACGGCGUCAAUGUCGAUGCAGGAGUUGAAGCUGCCAACGUACUCAUCCAAGAGUCCCAAAAGGAAUUCUCAAAUUCCGCUCUGUUUCUAUUUUUCGGAGGUAGAGCUAGCAGAUUAAACUCUGAUGUACCUAUGGCCUUAACAUCAUUUCAAAAAGCCAAAGAUAAUUCCAACCAUCGUGAAAUCAAAAUGCUGUGUCUGCACGAAAUAGGCUGGUGCCAUCUUAUACAGUUGGACUACGCAAAGGCCAGUGGUAGUUUUAACUAUUUGAAACAAGCUAGUAGGUGGUCUAGAUCAUUCUACGUAUAUUUGGCUGCUAUUUGUAUUGGGUCCGCGUCACUUGACGACUACAGCAUUUUCGAUGACCUACAAAAAAGCUGCGAACGUUCCAGGACAAAUCAAAUGGAAGAAUUUUUGCAGCGAAGAAUCCAUUGCUCUCCGAAAAAUGCCCAGGAUGCUAAAAACUAUCUUCCAGUUUAUUUCAAAGUGUUAGUCUUCGAAAUGCUUUAUUUGUGGAACGCUUUGGCUAGCUGUAAUACAAAAGGAAUCGAUGAAAUUAUUGAAGAUUGUACUGCUUAUACUAAGUCUUCCAAUGUGGAACCGAGACUUGGUCUUACUUUGCUUAUACUUGGCUCUUGUCACAGCAUUAAAAAUAAUUCGCGAGAAGCUGCCGAAUGUUUUAGGAAAUGCUUGGAAUCACGUGCACAUGCACUCAAUAAUGCUGAAGAUGCCCAUAUUUCGGCGUUUGCUCAAUACGAACUAGGGAAUAUUUUGGCUCAAAGCUUAGAGACUAAAGAAGAAGGUAAACAUUUACUGGAACAAAUGAGUAAAUAUAGUCAUUACGAUUUUGAGGCGAGGCUCAAUGUAAGAGUUCAUUCGGUUUUGAGGAAUAUUGAAUAAAACACUUAUUAUUUUUUGCUGACACUAUUAUAAAAACUCUUCACUGUUAUCGAUUGCUAUUUUCACUAGCUUACACCUACAUAAUUGGCAUUUAAUUUAAUGAAAUCAAGAUUUGAAGAGAGUUUAAGUCUUUUCUCUUUCACUAAUAUGUAGCAUUUGCGCCAAAUACUCUAUUAUUCAGGUUAGAUGGUAAAUUGCGAGCGGUCAUACUUGAUGGUAAUUAUUUCCUUGGGUAGCUACUGUAAAAUAAAAUUGUGGGGGCGGGUCUAUUUACAAGUGAGAGAAACAACUGAUGUAAGGUUAUCCAUUAAUAAAUAUACUUUAUUCGAGGUUUACCAAAUUACAAUGGUACAAUUUUAUACCCUAAUCCAACACCCACCCAACGCCUUUCUUAAAAAAAACAAUUCUAAAUUAUGCUAUAACUUUACAGCCACCUCUAUACUAUCUCUGAGCUUGUAUAGUAGGUGCAACAAUAUACCGUUGGCUCUUACUGCAAUAAAUUAAGUACCUACCUGGAUAAGACCCUAUUGUAUAGACCUCAACCUCUUCAAAGCUCAAUAAUUGGAAUCAGAAUCGGCUUAAAAAUGUACCUACCACGUGAUUUGUUUUCAUAAUUUGAAAUAAUUCGACACUUUUAGAUUAAAGUAAGGGUAAAAUAACGAUAACAAGUAUUAAUUCAAAAUAAUAUAACUUAAAAGUACAGUAGAUCCCCGGUUAUAUGAGGUAACAUGGGGGGGUACCCACCUCGGAUAACUGAAAACUCGGAUAAUCCGAAUACAUAAAUGUAUACAGGGUAUACCAUUUAAAACGAAACAGGGAUUCGAGUGAUACCUGUUUCAAAAGAGCGCUCAAUUUUGUUUCAAAUGACAUCAAAUAAAAGAGAAUUGAAUACUCUUUUGGGAGAGGUAUCACUCGACCCCUUGUUCCAUUUGAAAUAGUGAGAGUAGAGGAUUGAAGUUGAUAUGCUAAAAAUGAUUGCAAAAAACUUCCCCCUUUGAAAAUCAAAUUACGUGUACGAGCAAUUUAAAAAAAAAAUAAACGUAACAUCAGAUAUUUAGCCUGUUUCGUUUUAAAUGGUACACCCUGUAUGUAUGUACAGGGUAUUUUUUUAUAUAUUGACAUCCUACCUACAGCCUUUACCUUUACAGGUAGAAAAAAGCUGUAAAUACAAAAGUUGUACAGUUUUGGCUAAAUUUUUAGAAUCCAUGGUCAGAAACAAAAAUUGAAUGUUAGAAAUGUGAAAUGUUGCAUGCUUUCAGCUUUUUUCAAAUGGGAUGCGCAAUAUUUGGUUCUAUAUUCUUGAAGAGCACAAUUUACCGAUUCCAAAAGUAUAUAGUUUGUCUGUAUUUGGUUGAGCCGUCUCAAACAUAUUUGGUUCUAAAAAUUUUAAGAAAACUAUCAGAGAAACCAAGUACCUCAAAUUUUACCUAUAGCUUUCACCUGUACAGGUAGAAUGGUUCACAAAAUCAGUAGUAGGAUAGUAUUUUUACAAUUUUUGGAGCUGAAUAUAUGAGAGACUGUUCAAUCAAAUAUAGACAAACUAUAUAUUUUUGGAAUCGGGGCAUUGUGUUCUUCAAGAAUAUAGAAUGAAAUAUAGGGCAUCCCAUUUGAAAAAAGCUGGAAGCAUUACAUAUAAGUGGAUUAUUGCGAAACUUAUAGGUGGACCUCUGCGGGACGAGCGCAGCGAGUUCCGCAGCCAUCUACUCACCAAUAUACUGUUGAACUGUUCAAAUAAGACACUCACCUAGAACGUGUAGUUUUUGAACUAAUGAGAAAAAUUCAGAACUGAGUGAAUCAGGUAAGUAUUGUACUUGAACAACAUAUUGGUGAAUAGAUAGCUAAGUCCACCCAUAAGUUCCGCAACAAUCCACUCGUUUGUACUUGAAUAACUUGACACAUUACAUUACUAGUUUGGUGAAGUAACAUUACUAAUUCCUGUUAAAAGGCAAAUUGACAAAAAGUGGAUAAUCUUAUAAAUUCUGACUUCAUAUAAUAAGUUAUUGUUCAAGUACAGGCUGUUUUUUUGUAUUGAAACCCAGGAUUGGACGAAAUUUUGGAAGUGGUCCAGGAAAUUUCAGUCUAGUGGCCCAUGCAUUAAUGGAUUUAUGGCGCAAUCCUCACAUUUAGAUGUAAUCUAAUAACAACAGGGAUGAAAUAAUAAAUGCUGAAUGAAAACGUAGAAUAAGAAAUUAAAAAAUAACUCUCAUAUUUAACAUCUUUGGUUUAUUUCGAGGUUUAUUUAUUUCAAACAAUCAAAAUGAUAAUAUUUUCUUUGGGGAAGCCUCCAAAGUGUGAAAAUCCCUUCUAGGCUCUCCUAAAGUUGAAAUUUGAUUGGCAGAAAUCAUUACUCUUCAAAUUUGAAUUUUAAGUUGAUGAUUUUGAAUCAGAAUUGAAUACUUCACAAGAUAAAACAAGUGUAAUUUCAAUAUUUCGAACAGUUCUUCAGAUAUGAGCUUCCAAAGUGUGAAAAUCCCAUUCCAGGCUCUCCUAAAGUUGAAAUUUGAUUGGGAGAAGUUAUUAUUCUAUAAAUUUGAAUUUGAACUUCAUGAUUCUGAAUCACAAUUGGAUGCUUCACAAGAUAAAAAAGUUUUGAUUUCAAUAUUUUGAACAUUUCUUGAGAUAUGAGCUUUCAAAGUGUGAAAAUCCCAUUCCAGGCUCUCCUAAAGUUGAAGUUUGAUUGGGAGAAGUUAUUAUACUCUAUAAAUUUGAAUUUGAAGUUGAUGAUUCUGAAUAAGAAUGGAAUGCUUUACAAGAUAAGAAAGAAUUUGCUUUAUUGUCAGAAAAUUUUACAAUUUUGUGGACAAAGCUGAAAAAAUAAAAAACAAAACAUACAAAUGCAAAAGCACAGACAAAACCAAACACUUGAACAAAUAGUUCAUGGUCAAAAUUUGAUUAAAACUAACAAACAAACAUCUAGGUCUAACUGCUUAUACUGUGCGAGUAAGCAUAUUAUAGGUACUAAAAAAACAAACAAACAAUAACUUAUAAUAACCUAUCAUGAUACAGGAACAAAAACAAAACCUGUGAGUAAGCUGCUCAAAAUUUAGAAUAAGGAAACCAUAAACAACUCGCUUACUGUGUACAAGGCUCUCCUCAGUAAAUACACCCUCAACGCCCUGCGAAAUUCGAGAAAAGAUGCAAUGGACCUGAUGUUAGGCCGUAGAUGAUUAUGCAUCUUUUUAGCAUUAUAAAGUAUUGAACUUUUAACUAACUCUGAGCGCGGGAUUGGCAGAUAAAGAUCCAACUCUGCGUUCCUCAGUGGAUAAUUGUGAGAUGGCCUCUCUGAGAUAGCUAAUAUUAAGUGCUUACGAAUUAAGCAGACGGAUUCGAAAAUAAAUAAAGAUGGAAGAGUCAAUAUACUAGACUUGAUAAAAAAUUCCCGGCAGUGAGUUCUACUACCAAGUCCCAAAGAAUAACGAAGAGCUCUCUUCUGCAGUCUAAAAAUGCGUUCAAAUUGAGACGCACAACACGUGCCCCAGAAUGGAAGGGCGUAACGCAAAUGCGACUCAAAAAGAGCAUAAUAUACCAUCCUGCAACUUGCCGAGUUAAGCUCCCUGGAAACAGAUCUCAGUGCAAAACAGGCCGGACUUAAUUUCUUUGCUAAGGCGUCGAUAUGCAGGUCCCACUUUAGAGAUUUAUCAACAACAAGCCCCAGGAAUUUCACGGAAUCAACGGCCUCCAUGGUAUUGUUAUCCAGUACUACAGAUUGGAGCGAAGCUCUGUAAGAUAAAAUUUUGGUUUUAGAGAGGUUGAGGCACAGGAGAUUUGAGUCACACCAUGAUUUGAUGGUGAUUAAGUCACUAGAUACGGUUCUAUGGAGUUCCGUAAUAUCCGGGUUGCUCCAAGUGAAACUAGUAUCGUCUGCGAAGAGACAAACUUUGCCGCUAAUAUCCAGACUAGCAAUGUCGUUAAUAAAUAGCAGGAACAAAAUAGGGCCAAGAACUGAACCCUGAGGCACACCACAUUCAAUUGGUUUACAAGAGGACAUGGUCGAGUCCACCCUCACAAGCUGACUUCUGUUACCAAGAUAAGACUUAAACCAUUCGAGAGCCAUUCCUCUGAAACCGUAGAACUGUAAUUUGUUAAUUAAGAUAUUAUGAUUAACACAGUCGAAAGCUUUGGAGAAAUCACAGAAAAUUGAGGCUGUAGAGUGGUGGCAGUUCAGGCUGGAGUAUACAUUAUUGAAAAGAGAAAACAUUGCAUCAUUAGUACAUUUGUUACUUAGGAAACCGAAUUGACUGGUAGUUAGAAUAUUAUAUUUAGAGAGAAAUGAUAGAAGCCUCUUUUUAACCAAUCUUUCUAUGAUCUUUGAUAGCGUAGGAAGGAGUGCAAUGGGGCGAUAGUUUGAAGGUAGCUCCUUAUCACCUCCCUUAUGCAGUGGGAUAAUUAUCGCCAUCUUAAGACAGUUUGGAAAAGCUCCAUUUAGAAACGACUUGUUGAUCAGAGUAGUAAGAUGUUUUAAUGUGCGACCAGGAAGAUUAGAGAACAUUUUGAGGGUGAGUCCAUCAGUCCCAGAUGAAGAUUUGUUUUUAAUAUCUUUGAUUGUACUGCGAAGCUCUGGAACUACUACAGGCGUGAAGAAGAAACUGUGUAAGUUCACCUUAGCAUUCGGGAGAUAUGAAAGUAGGUCCUGGGAAGGAGUUAAGGUAUUCACUAAAUUCUUAGCCACAUCAACAAAGUAAUCGUUAAGGAUCUCAGGUGAAGUAGGAAUUCUGCUAGAUGAAGAAGCCUUAUUCCUCAAGUCAUUAACAAUUGACCAUGUUUCUUUUGCAACAUUUUUGGAGUUUGCCAGCCUCCUAUUAUAAUAAAUGUCUUUGGCGGCUUUUAUGGUUUUCUGAUAGACUUUUCGGUAUAAUUUUACGUAAUCAUUGAAGAAGACGCUAUCCGAGAAUUUUUUUAGAUGAGACAAGGAUCGCAUAUUUUUUCCAGAAGUACGCAGGCCACUAGUGGACCAUGGUUUAUGCCGUUUGACUUUGAUGGGUCUGAGAGGAAAGGAUUUGGUCGCCAGGUCAGAUAGGGUAUUUAUGAAUCUAGAGAACUCGGAGUCAACAUCAUCUGAGUGGACGACCCAGUCAACUGAUAAGCAAAGUUGACUGAAAUUUAAAAAAUUUCCAUCCGAAAAUAUUCUGCCCAAUUUGCGGGAAGCACCCUUACGUAAGGAAUUCAAUGAGAAAUUCGUUAAUACUGCUUCGUGGUCAGAAAACCCUGCACUAAAAAUAGAGCAGUUGACCAAUUCUGGAUCAAAAGAUGAAGCGACAUAGUCAAUGGUAGUAGAACUAGUUUUGGUUAUUCUGGUUGGAGAGUUUACAUGCAUCACAAUCGACACAAUCCCAAAGGAGUCGAAAAUGGACUGGAGAGAUUCUUGAGCAGCGCACACACAGGAAAAAUUUAUAUUAUAGUCACCACAUAAAAUUAUUUUGCAAUUCAAGGGCAAGGAGUCAAGCAAGCUCAGCAAAUUCCGACAAAACAUGUGCGCGUCUGUGUCCGGUGAUCGAUAUAAACAAACAAUAUAAAGGUCAAAACCACUAUGAUAGACGAUGGAAAAUUCAAAUAUUUUUUCCGAUAAUAAAUUAUCAAACUUGGUUAUUGCAGUAAAGUCAUUAUUAGUGGACAUUAUCAUAGUGCCUCCGUGAGAUAAAUUACUUCGAUUAAAUCUAGCUAUUGAGGUGUAAUUUUUGACAAACACAGGUUCAUCCAUAUUUAACCAGUGUUCAGUAAUGGCGAUGAUUUCUGGAAAAUUAAGCUCUUCUAAUAAAAGAAAUAAUUCAUCUGUUUUGUGUCUUAAGGACUGAAUAUUAAUAAGAAAUACACUAAGCUUGCCAUCGUCCAACCUUACAGAGGGUGCUUGAUCCUCUGGUCGCGUCACCUUAUCUAAAAAUUUUUAUUAUUACGUGGAGAGCCACUAGAGAAAUAUUUGCUCUGACUUUCCCUAAUAUUCUGUAACCGGAGAAGUUUCUCGGACGAGAAGUAAGACCUGAAGGCGGAGAGAUCAGCGUCAACUUCAGCCAGACCAAUGCCAUACGCGUUGUGGAAACGGAAAUAUAACUUCCGCAAUGAGUCCAAGUCACUAGGAAGUCCCUCCGAAGCUAACAUUAAUUUGAUGCUGGUGUUAAUGUGCCCAUCAAAACACACGGUGGAUGAUUGGUCAUGGAGAUAAGCCAGGAAUAGCCUAAGAGCUUUAAGAAUGGCAGGGUCUCUUAGUCUAGCCAAUAAAUAUCGACCAUCAGCUGUAUCAGAAGCUCGCGAUAAUCGCACAAUGGGUGGAGUCAUCAUCAUAAGACAGGUUUGAUUUCAAUAUUUCGACAGUUCUUGAGAUAUGAGCCUCCAAAUUGUGAAAAUCCCAUUCCAGGCUCUCCUAAAGUUGAAAUUUGAUUGGGAGAAGUUAUUAUUCUAUAAAUUUGAGUUUGAACUUCAUGAUUCUGAAUCAGAAUUGGAUGCUUCACAAGAUAAAACAGGAUUGAUUUCAAUAUUUCGAACAGUUCAUGAGAUAUAAGCUUCCAAAGUGUGAAAACCCCAUUCCAGGCUCUCCUAAAGUUGAAGUUUGAUUGGGAGAAGUUAUUAUACUCUAUAAAUUUGAAUUUGAAGUUGAUGAUUCUGAAUAAGAAUUGAAUGCUUUACAAGAUAAGACAGGUUUAAUUUCAAUAUUUCGAACAGUUCUUGAGAUAUGAGCCUCCAAAUUGUGAAAAUCCCAUUCCAGGCUCUCCUAAAGUUGAAAUUUGAUUGGGAGAAGUUAUUAUUCUAUAAAUUUGAAUUUGAACUUCAUGAUUCUGAAUCAGAAUUGGAUGCUUCAUAAGAUAAAACAGUUUUGAUUUCAAUAUUUCGAACAGUUCUUGAGAUAUGAGCUUCCAAAGUGUGAAAAUCCCAUCCCAGGCUCUCCUAAAGUUGAAAUUUGAUUGGGAGAAGUUAUUAUUCUAUAAAUUUGAAUUUGAACUUCAUAAUUCUGAAUCAGAAUUGGAUGCUUCACAAGAUAAAACAGGUUUGAUUUCAAGAUUUCGAACAGAUCUUGAGAUAUGAGCCUCCAAAGUGGGGAAAUCCCAUCCCAGGCAUUACUACAGUUGAAAUUUGAUCGGCAGAAGUCAUUACUCUUCAAAUUUGAAUUUGAAGUUGAUGAUUCUGAAUAAGAAUUGUAUGCUUUACAAGAUAAAAUAGGUUUAAUUUCAAUAUUUCGAACAGUUCAUGAGAUAUGAGCUUCCAAAUUGUGAAAAUCCCAUUCCAAGCUCUCCUGAAGUUGAAAUUUGAUUGGGAGAAGUUAUUAUUCUAUAAAUUUGAAUUUGAACUUCAUGAUUUCGAAGCAGAAUUGGAUGCUUCACAAGAUAAAACUGGUUUGAUUUCAAUAUUUCGAAGAGUUCUUGAGAUAUGAGCUUCCAAAGUGUGAAAAUCCCAUUCCAGGCUCUCCUAAAGUUGAAAUUUGAUUGGGAAAAGUUAUCACUUUAUAAAUUUGAAUUUGAAGUUCAUGUUUCUGAAUCAGAAUUGGAUGCUUUACAAGAUAAAAUAGGUUUGAUUUCAAUAUUUCGAGCAGUUCUUAAGAUAUGAGCCUCCAAAGUGUGGAAAUCCCAUCCCAGGCACUACUAGAGUUGAAAUUCGAUUGACAGGAGUCAUUACUCUUCAAAUUUGAAUUUUAAUUGAUGAUUCUGAAUCAGAAUUGAAUACUUCACAAGAUAAAACAGGUUUAAUUUCAAUAUUUUGAACAGUUCUUGAGAUAUGGACUAUGGAGCCUCCAAAGUGUAGAAAUCCCAUUCCAGGCUCUCCUAGUUAAAAUUUGAUUGGGAGAAGUUAAUACUCUAUAAAUUUGAAUUUGAAGUUCAUGAUUCUGAAUCAGAAUUGAAUACUUUACAAGAUAAAAUAGGUUUGAUUCCAAUAUUUCGAACAGUUCUUGAGAUAUGGAGCCUCCAAAGUGUAGAAAUCCCAUUCCAGGCUCUCCUAGUUAAAAUUUGAUUGGGAGAAGUUAAUACUCUAUAAAUUUGAAUUUAAAAUUCAUGAUUCUGAAUCAGAAUUGAAUACUUCACAAGAUAAAAUAGGUUUGAUUCCAAUAUUUUGAACAGUUCUUAAGAUAUGAAUCUCCAAAGUGUGAAAAUCCCAUUCCAGGCUCUCCUAAAAUUGAAAUGUGAUUGAGAGAAGAUAUUACGCUACAAGUUUGAAGUUAAUGUUUCUGAAUCAGAAUUGAAUGCUUCACAAUAUAAAAUAGGUUUGAUUUCAAUAUUUCGAACAGUUCUUGAGAUAUGGAGCCUCCAAAGUGUGGAAAUCUCAUUCCAGGCUCUCCUAAAGUUGAAAUUUGAUUGCGUGAAGUUAUUACUCUAUAAAUUUGAAUUUGAACUUCAUGAUUCUGAAUCAGAAUUGGAUGCUUUCUUUCACAAUAUAAAAUAGGCUUGAUUUCAAUAUUUCGAACAGUCCUUGAGAUAUGGAGCCUCCAAAGCAAUGGUUUGAUCUUAGAUUUUGGUUUGAAGGUAUUUUGAUAAAGAUCCUGUUGCUCUAAAGAUCGGCCCACCGGGAAUUUCCCGGUAUCCCGGUGGGUUCAUCCAACCCUGUUGACACCCCACCUACAGCCUUCACCUUUGCAAGUAGAUGAAAGGUGUAAAUACAAAAGUUGUACUCUUCAAGAAUAUAGAAUGAAAUAUAGGGCAUCAGAAAAAACCUGGAAGCAUGCAAAAUUUCACAUUUCUGACUUUUAAAUUUUAUUUCUGAAUAUGGUUUCUAAAACUUCAGUCAAAACUGUACUGUAUUUACCUACACCUUUCUUCUACCAGUGAAGGUAAAGGCUGUAGGUGGGGUGUCAAUACAUAUAUAAAAGAACACCCUGUAUAUUCUAGAAAUUCAAUUAAUAUGGAGUAUAGACGUGCGUACUUCGGAUAAUUAGGAUUUUUGGGUCUUUAGACUGGCUCGGUUAAUCCAGACCUCGGAUAAUUGCGACUUGGAUAAUCGGGGUUCUACUGUAUAACUCUUAAGAUAAGAAACACAAUAGAAAUUAACGAAUUAUUUAACUCUGUUGCCGAUUUUUUUUUUACUUUGUUUUCAAUUAUUUCUACUACAGAUGCAUUUAAUGUAGGAGAAAUAUUAUUCCUCCUAAUAUUGGAUUUCAAUUGGUGCCAUAUUAGCUCGAUAGGGUAAAAUACACAAUAGUAUGGAGGAAGACGCAACACUGUAUGUCCAUUUUCGGCUGCAAGUUUGUCACAUUCGCAUUCCUUAUUUAUUUAAAAAGUUUUUAAUACUUAGCAGUUCUAGUUUUUUGUAAUUUUCUUCAAAAUAUAAGUCAUUUUCAAUCAUAAACUUUUGAAUUUCUUCUUUUGUAUUAUUAGAAUUGGGAAUGAUUUUUGCUUGCCGACUAUGAUAACUAGCGUUAUUCAUUACAAUGACGCUAUUUUCGGGUAUAUUUUUAGGGAGUUUAUGUUCAAACCAUAGUCUAGGUACCUAUUAUAAAUAGAAUUUGUGAUUAUACCCUGAUGGUCCAGCUCUGCUCAAAAAAGUUUUUAAAUUUGGCGUUUUAUGAUUUAUUUCAUGGUUAAAAGGAUAAUGAGGGUAUUAUUGCAGUAAGAAGAUAAACGUAUUGUUGCAUUUACUAUAAUAAAAUGUUACAAUCAAAAGUCUUGUACUUAAAUAACUUUUUCUAGAGCCGUACUUCAAUAUCUAACUUCUGUUACAAUAUCUUUAACCAAAAUUCAUUUACUCGACAAAACAAUAACCAUUUCUCAUCACAUAGUUUUAUUAUUAAAACUUCCAGUUAAAAAUUACAUUCGCGCUCAACAGGCACUCAUUCAAUUACCAAAAAUUUGAAUUAAAUUCCUCUAUCUAUACCUACUAAGCAAAAAUAUUCAAAGUCAUUUCACUCAAGAGAAUAACAUAUUUGCAAUAAUGUUCCAUUGUUAAUUAACUUACUUCAUAUUCAUUUCAACAUUAAUAAAGUCAAAUAAACAUGUCACUAGAGUACUUACAUUCCGUCCUUUUACAUUCUAAAUGUAAUUCUUUUGACUAUUUAGAGCUCGCACAUAAUGUUGAAUGAAUUUAAAUGUUCUUUCCUUCAUGAUUUUUUGUUACUUUCUCUAAGCGCAUUUCCCCGAGGCAACAAAAUAAAAGAAACUCUUCGCAAAUUUUAUUCGGACUGACUUACUGUAGAUUAAAGACUCAAAACUCUAAGCUAAACUGAUUCCGAAACCGUUUUUAUAUUUUUCGAUCCCCCCAAAGAUUUCGGGUCAUGUCCAUUCAUUACCCUUCCUCUUUUCUAAGAAAUAUAAUUAUUUGUUUGAAACCGUAUAUGUCACACCUAGAUUAUCAGGGUUAACAGAUUUGAAAGAAUGCUGAGGACGCACCUAAUUCAAAGAAAGACCGCACUCGUGCCGGCCGUAAAUCAUGAUUUUAUUAUAAUUCUGUCACUUUGGGACCCAAUUCAAUUACGUGCUCUGGCCUUGUUAUUAUUAUUUUUGUGGAUUUGAUUUAUGAGUUAAACGUCAUGGCACACACGUUUGAUGACUGGCUAUUAAAAUUUGAACGUAUUUUAGAUAAUUUGUAUCAAUGCCAGAUUAUUGCAUUGCCCUAUGUUUGGUCCAUUUGGACCCUCGUAGAUUUAGGCAUACAAAUAAUUCUAGCUAUUGAAGUUACUAAAAAUAAAAAUCAAGUGCAUAAAAAAGGCUUAUUUCUAAAUCUCGAACAAAGUGUCUCCCAUUAAAUUAUAGUGUCAUCUAUACUCACCUACUACUUUUUCAAAUAACAGUUAAUGAAGCAUACAGUUACUUCAUAUACAAAGCAAUAAUAAAAUUCGUAGGUAGUUAUUUAGCACAUUUUAAAUAACACUUUGUUUUCUCAUUAAAAAUUACUGCCGUCCAUAUUUUUACACCCUUCAAUCAUAGGUUUUAUUAUUUAAAAAAAAUAAAUAAAUGUAUUAAAAC
Molecule: messenger RNA, 13157 nt
Organism: Ceutorhynchus assimilis (cabbage seed weevil)
Lineage: Eukaryota; Metazoa; Arthropoda; Insecta; Coleoptera; Curculionidae
Source: the annotation of a GenBank genome assembly